UUGAAAACCUAAAAGAACAGAAAACAGAGUAAAUUGAGUGGAGCUGAAGAUCUACUACUCUCCAGAAAAUGGCUCAAUCUGCGAAACCGAUCUCAAGCCCAGUUCCAGAUGUGUGGUACCCGACCCUCGCGGUUUUCAUGCUCGUCAUCGGCCUCGUUAUCACCGCCUCUUUCUUCAUCUAUGAAGCUACUUCCUCUAAGAAAAACCGCAGUCUUGCAAAGGAACUGAUAACCGGUGCUGUUGCAUCUGUCUUCUUGGGUUUUGGAUCUCUAUUCUUGCUGCUUUCUUCUGGCAUCUAUGUUUGAGUUCUUAACAUCGAAUAGGAAACAACUUCGUCGCCGCAAAUGUUGUUGAUGUGGACUUUGAAAAUAUUAAUGAGAGAUACUCGUUCUGAUGUUAGGAAAAUUUGAAAUGAAUUUAUGUCGUUAAAUGUACGCUGAAACGUUCCAACUCAAUGUUAUAGUUGCAUACACUUAUUUGCGCAGACUGGAAUGCGAUCGAACUUUUUGGUAACAAGGGUUUUAGCCUAAUCAUUGAUGUGGUUGAUUUAUACCG
This is a messenger RNA of Erythranthe guttata (spotted monkey flower), 555 nucleotides long. RefSeq lists its product as uncharacterized. Lineage: Eukaryota; Viridiplantae; Streptophyta; Magnoliopsida; Lamiales; Phrymaceae. The record is from RefSeq and is a predicted model, not a curated record. Gene Ontology annotation, cellular component: oligosaccharyltransferase complex.